Messenger RNA from Durusdinium trenchii, 1539 nucleotides. The record is from the annotation of a GenBank genome assembly. Lineage: Eukaryota; Dinophyceae; Suessiales; Symbiodiniaceae.
AUGUCUGGGACGGAAGAGACGGAGGUGAAAGAAUUCACCAGCCAGACUGAAGGAGCAGGUCCCUGGUCGCAGGGAGAUCCAUGGCAGGCAGGCUUCAUCGAGGGGAUGGGGCCAAUCGGGAUCCUGGUGGACGUCCGGAGAGCCGAGAAGGUGUUGAAAUCUCUGGACUGGGAACUCCAAUCCAAGUUGGACCACCUCACUGAGAUGACCCUGGCCUCGCCGAGCUAUCUGUCGGAGAUCCUCGCAGUCCUCGACAUCCUGGCUGGGGAGAAAGAAGACACUGAGAAGAGGAGAACAGUCCGUGCUGCCUUGUAUGAGGGUGCCAGACGGGCGGACGAGUCCCUAGCACAAUACGCCUUGAGGCGUGAUGCCCAAUUCGAGAAUGCCAAGCGGUACAUCGACAUUCCGGUAGAGCUGAAGGGCAUCAUGUUGGAGGAGCAGGCGGGGCUGUCCAGGCAAGGGGCUCAAAACCUUCGCACUCUCACGGGAGGACAGCACGACUACCGUCAAGUUCGACGAGCGUUGCAGGUGCUAGAUUGCGAAGAAGAGUCCAUGAUCAAAGGGCAGAAACCGUCCUACCUCUUGGACGAGGACUUCGCGGAGAACCAGGACGGGACCUACGACCCUGAAGAUGAAGAGAUCUUUGUGGCGUUGGAGUACCAGGACGUUGACGAGUACGAGGCCCUGAACCUCUUGGCAGAGCUGGGCUCCGACCGACGAAAGACGUGGAAAGAGAACAAGUUGUUGAAGGCCGCCCAAAAGAAAGAUAGGCGACAUUUUGAUCAGAAGGGUUCUCGACCACCAAGGACCAGCGGCAAGCGACGGUUGUCCAUCGCCGAGCUCAAGAAGGUGACGAAGUGUGGCAACUGCGGAGAGAAGGGGCACUGGCAUGAAGAGUGUCAGAAGCCUCAUCGUCCGAAGAGUUCGACUGGGAAGCCAAGCACCUUUGUUUUUCUGGGCGCAACGCCUCAGACAGAUGCAGCCGACGCUUUCUUUCUCACCUCACUGUUGUCCGUGACAAGUGGCAACUGGGCAACUGGGGAGGGUCGUUUCUCCUUUUUACAGCUGCCCCCAGGACAGGCCAUCAUCGACCCUGGCGCCUCACAGGACCUCAUUGGGCUGAAGAGCUACGAGCGGCUGAGGGAGAAGCUUCCAGCCAAUUCGAUUGGACAAGCGAAGACCUUGUUCACCGCCUUGUCUCCGUGUAUCCUGGGCGGAAAGCCAGGGAUCAUUCAGUUGACUGUGGUCGAAGAAGAUGUUGCACAGCUGUUGUCAAUAGGUUUGUUGGAGCAUGCGAAGAGCGUCAUAGACACCGAACAGAACGUGAUUUCCUUUAAGGGUUUUGGCACUCAGGACCGAAUGAAUCGUCUUUCAUCAGGUCACCGUACAGUGGACAUCACCAAGUGGCCAGGUGGUAGCUUUCCGGUACCUGAGGAGCUUGCAGAGAAGUUUCAACUGUCCCCGAGAGCUUUUGACCUCUCCAGCCCGGUCGCCUCGGGAGCAUACAUGAGUGCACUGCGUCUUGGGGAUGGGUGCAGA